Molecule: messenger RNA, 1137 nt
Organism: Colletotrichum higginsianum IMI 349063
Lineage: Eukaryota; Fungi; Ascomycota; Sordariomycetes; Glomerellales; Glomerellaceae
Exons: 1
Coding region: 1-1137 (378 amino acids)
Source: RefSeq, a predicted model, not a curated record
AUGGUUAUACAAGCGGUUGGAUUCAUCAUGGACGUUGCGGCUACCUUCGCAGUUGCGAGCUUUGCCAUCAACGCGGCGAUGCCCAGCAGGAACGACGCAGCCACUCUCGUCGCCAUCACCACGGGGGACCAUGCGAAGACCAAAAGCGCUGGCGGCAAGAUUCCUCACAUAGCUCUCUGGGACGACUACGGAAAUCGCAUCGGGCAAUUCCGCCCCGGCAAGAACCAAAAGAUGGGGGCCGGUUCCAAGGGAGACAAGAAGGGCCGAAUCGUCGUCAAGCACAACCAGAACGGCAACAGGGGCGCGGAUCCCUCGUAUAUCAUGCUGAGCAACCACGACGAGGAUGCCAUCUGCAUCUCAUCCAUCACCGUUUCGAAUGGUGGCGCCACCUCCACCUUCUACGGAGAUACCGGCAGAAUCUGCGGUCAGUCGUGGUACUACAGCGACAGAGAGCUCGGCGAAACAAAUUUCAAGACUAGCUGUGUCUGGCUUGAUGGAGACCACACCGGCGGCAUCAACGCCAAAGCCAUGAGCUUCCAUUUGAACGAUCUAGCCCCCACGAAAUCCAAACUUGACCUGUAUUCCCGGUACCCGGAGAAGGGCUACCCGUACCUGUGUCAGAGCACGCCGCGGUUCUCUAUCUGGGGAAACCUCCUUCCCGACGGCUGGAUUCCUUUCUUUGACCCCCCUUUGAGAUACACGAGAGAUGGUGCCGACGAGGGCGCCGACGAGGAUCCCGACCGCGCGCUCGACAAACACGUCUACGACAAGAGUGUUUACCUUGGCCAGGGCGAAAAAAAGCACGACCGCCGCAACAAUCGACCCGGGCCUCGGAAGCUCGGCAAGAGACAAAACUCCAACAUGGACCCCGGAAGACUCAUUGUCACCCAGCUUGACGGGCAGACUGCGCGCGAAGUCUGCGAGGAUCCGAACUCUGCUGGCUACGACAUUGUCUCCUACAUCGACAUGAUGUACUGUGACAUCUCGGAGAGAAAGCUUCAUUCCAUCUGCACUGACAACCUCAAGAGUCAUUGUUUCGACGUCAACAGUGCCACGCUCGUGGGGCAUGACGGACCGCUGCUUACCGCCCGAGGAGAGCCUGUCAAGUCAUACGAGAGUGUGGAUCAUUGGAAGUAA